GAUAAGGAGCCACCACUCAAUCAAUGAGACGUUAUUUCGCCGUGAAGUUGACACCCUGUUGAACAUUGAACAUGAAAAUAUGGUAAGGUUUCUUGGCUUUUGUGCUACCACUAACCAGAUAGCCAUAAAAAAGGAAGGAUUAAGAGAGCAUAUUUACGCCGAGGAAAGAGAAAGAUUGCUAUGUUUCGAGUAUAUCAGCAAUGGAAGCCUGCGAGAAUAUAUUACUGAUGAAUUACAGGGACUUGAAUGGAACACACGUUAUGAAAUAAUUAGAGGCAUUUGUGAAGGUUUGUAUCAUCUGCACAAGGAAAAACAAAUAUAUCAUAUGGAUAUGAAACCUGACAAUAUACUACUAGACAAUGAUAUGAUGCCGAAAAUCACGGAUUUCGGUUUAUCAAGACUUGAUGAAAAGUCACAAACCAUGAGUGAAGAGCGUCUUGGAUCACGAGGAUAUUGUGCUCCUGAAUACCUAUGCCAUGGAAAGAUGUCAUUCAAAACAGACAUGUAUAGUUUGGGCGUCAUAAUUAUCGAGCUAGUGACAGGACAAAAGGCGCUCCCCGAUAAGAAUAACAAUGCACUUAGGAGAUGGAGGCAUAGAUGGAAGAAAACGGGGAAGGAAACACAGUUGGCUUACCAACAAGUAGCAAAAUGCGUCGAAAUUGGGUUACUAUGCCAGGAAAUUGACCCAUCCAAACGGCCUUAUAUAUGGCAAAUGAUACAUGAUAUAAGAGAAAUUGAUGGUCCUAAUGAAAAAACCAGCAGUGCAUAUGAACAGCUUCAGGGCAAGUCACCAGGAUAUAUGCAUCGUGCCAAUGAACUCAUUGUAUGGAGCACCAAAGUGAAUGAUUGCCUUGCAGUUGAGGAUAUAACUAGAAACAUGUUCAUUAAUGAGGCGGUCAACGUGGUUGAUGAGGUGAAUUUGGAUGUUCAUUUUGACGCCAGUGAGCUACAAGAAGCAAGUAAGAAAUUCAGUGAGAGUUACAGAAGAAAACUGGGGAUCGUGGCCCCUGACUUCACGUCCGCGUGA
Molecule: messenger RNA, 1027 nt
Organism: Triticum dicoccoides
Lineage: Eukaryota; Viridiplantae; Streptophyta; Magnoliopsida; Poales; Poaceae
Product: cysteine-rich receptor-like protein kinase 26
Exons: 6
Coding region: 80-1027 (315 amino acids)
Biological process (GO): protein phosphorylation
Molecular function (GO): ATP binding; protein kinase activity
Source: RefSeq, a predicted model, not a curated record